This is a messenger RNA of Colletotrichum scovillei, 567 nucleotides long. RefSeq lists its product as uncharacterized. NCBI's taxonomy places the organism in Eukaryota, Fungi, Ascomycota, Sordariomycetes, Glomerellales, Glomerellaceae. The transcript has 2 exons. Bases 1 to 567 code for a protein of 188 amino acids. The record is from RefSeq and is a predicted model, not a curated record.
AUGCCCUCCCCGUCCCCAUCCACAAACUACCCCCCUCGAGGCGUAACAGCCUACACCUCAACCUCCGGUCCCAUCCACGCCCCCAACCUCGAAUCCCUCAACCUCCUCCGCGCCCGCCCAGACUACGAAUCCUGCAUGCCGACCCUAACCUCCCCCGAACUCGCAACAGACUGGGACGCCCACUAUCUCCUCCCAAACCCCUACCAGAACCCACCCACCCUCGACUCCGUGACCAACCCCCUCCGCGUCCCCCAGGCCGAAAUUGACGCAAUAUGGGACCCGUAUAAACUCGCCGCCAUGAUCGCGCGUUCCCACCAGGACAUGAAUAUCCUCGACUACAUCAUCAUCGAGGUGCAGAGAGAAAAGUACGACGUGGACCGCAUCCUCGACGACGUGGAGCACAUUACGCCCUCCCGGCAGUACAGGGUCAACCCACAGUGGGACGUAUACAAGCUCCGUGAGGUCUUCUCAAGUCUCCAGAUUGAUGUCGGAAACAAGUUAGGUCGACUUGCUCACGUCGAGGCAGAGUUGCGUCGCAAAGUGCUUCAGCUUAACAGACUUUUAUAA